Dermacentor silvarum is the source of this 1210-nucleotide messenger RNA. RefSeq names its product protein Skeletor, isoforms B/C-like. The transcript has 10 exons. The coding region runs from base 110 to 1054 and encodes 314 amino acids. The record is from RefSeq and is a predicted model, not a curated record. Lineage: Eukaryota; Metazoa; Arthropoda; Arachnida; Ixodida; Ixodidae.
GAAACGCUGACCGAGAGUAUCAUUUUGGGAGCACAGAAGCGUUCGUGAAAUCUUUCGUAGCUUCUUUGUUGGUGCGUCCAGCUCGUCAGCAUCGAGACCGCGUUCCAGCAUGGCUUGCCGGCUGAUUGCCGUGAUUCUACUGGUGUUCGUUGAUCCGCGAGGCGUGGCGGCCGCCUAUUACGGCGUAACCAUCGGUCCAAUCAAGAUGUUGGCGCAUGGCUUCACGGGCAACGUGUUCGCUGCCAGUGAAAAAAGCAUCUACAUAACGGACAUGAACUACGAUGGAAAAGGCCCAGCGGCGCGCUUCUGGGCAGGACAAUCCACGACUCUCGACAAGAACGGUGACGAGGUGUCCGACGAGCACGGAAGCAACACAGUCCUGAGGGCCUACGUGAACGCCAAGGUGCACCUGACGCUUCCCAAGAAGGUCACCGACUACAAGGCCAUUGGCAUCUUAUGCACGUCAGUUAAUGCCGACUUCGGCAACGUGGAGAUACCGAGCACCCUCGUGCUGCCGAAGGAGCAGAGCCUGGGCAAGCUCAACGCCAAGAAGCCGAAUACCAUGGCAACUGAGGUCAUCCUCAAGGACAGUGCCACCAUGCUGAUUAAGGAGUUGGAUUACGACGGCACCUGCGCCGGCUCCGCUUUCUUCGUGGCAGCGCCCGACGCCACCACCCCACCGGAUAAGAUGACCAAAUUGGAAUACGACAGCGGAAAGACGACCAAGUUGGAUCGCUACACUAAGAAAGACGUGACAGUCACGCUCCCCGCUGACCACCACUGGAACGAGUUCGGGUGGUUCUCGGUGUACUGCAUGGACACCAAGGAGAGUCACGCCGACAUCGCCAUCACCAAGACGUUGGCCGAGUCGCUGCCUGUCCACAUCGCUGCGCCUCCGCCGAAGCCUGCUGACGCUCCCAAGGACCCCACGUCCAAGGACGAUGCAGGCACAUUGUCGGCACUGUCAGUGCUUACCCUGAGCGUCGGCGCGCUGGUGACUGCUCUCGCCGUUCGACGAUUCUUCGAGGGAAGCCAGCGUGUCAAGACCUCCUGAGGACAGCUGCUUAUUUCCAUGGGCUGGCGCGGAUCCACGUGUGUACGGGCGCAUUCUACCUGGAGCUUUUGACCGAGCUCGCCGACGCCGACUAACCGGCGGACGCGUUUCCACGUAAUACGGCCCUAGAAAUAAAAGCUGACCACGUGGCACGAA